UCUGUUUUUCAGAUGGAUAGUAUAUCAGAUUCCGUUUCCGAAGGCCUCUCUUCACCGGAGCUAUCACGUCGUGACGGAGAAUCAUAUCAAACGAAUUCAAAACUAAAAUUCUCCAUACAGAAUAUUUUGAGACCUGAUUUUGGUAAGCAACACAAGAUGGCUCCAAAACCAUGUGCAUCAACGACACCGGACAAUAUAAAUACAGUAUUCCCAGCUUGGAUAUAUUGUACUCGGUACUCCGACCGACCAAGUUCAGGACCAAGAUCACGCCGGACGAAAAGGAAAGAAACAAAUCUCAAUGACGAUGAGAAACGACCACGGACAGCAUUUACUGCUGAACAACUGGAACGGUUGAAGCAACAGUUCAUGGAUAACCGGUAUCUCACAGAGAAACGGCGUCAGGAAUUGGCACAUGAGCUUGGUCUAAACGAAUCACAAAUCAAAAUAUGGUUCCAGAAUAAACGAGCAAAGCUGAAGAAAGCAUCCGGACAUCGACCUAUACUAGCCCUGCACCUGAUGGCUCAAGGGCUUUACAAUCAUACAUCGAUGCCAAUAUUCAAUCAACGCUAAAAUGAAAUUAGGUCUGAGCCGUCCUUUUCUGUAGUUUGAUUCGGUCUACACUAAUGCUGUAAAAUUUGAACAAAAGUUAUGCAUUUUGCAAAUUUUUUUGCACGUGAAAUUCGUGAAACAUGAGACAUAUAAGCCAUUCGACUGAAUGAGGGC
Messenger RNA from Loa loa (African eye worm), 723 nucleotides. RefSeq names its product engrailed 2. Gene Ontology annotation, biological process: neuron differentiation; regulation of transcription by RNA polymerase II; multicellular organism development. Bases 13 to 570 code for a protein of 185 amino acids. Gene Ontology annotation, cellular component: nucleus. The record is from RefSeq and is a predicted model, not a curated record. Gene Ontology annotation, molecular function: DNA-binding transcription factor activity, RNA polymerase II-specific; RNA polymerase II cis-regulatory region sequence-specific DNA binding. The transcript has 4 exons. NCBI's taxonomy places the organism in Eukaryota, Metazoa, Nematoda, Chromadorea, Rhabditida, Onchocercidae.